AUCACGAAGAACGAGACCAGGACCCCGUGACAAUGACGACCGAGGCAGAUGCGAUGAUGGAGGAUGCUUCGGCAGCCGUGGAAACGGGCAAGGGCAAAGGCAAGGCUAAGGCUUCAGAUCAGACGCAGGAUGAGCAGACAGACCUGUUGCCGUGGGUUGAAAAGUACCGGCCCGCAACGCUCGACGAUCUCGUAUCGCACAAGGACAUCACGGCCACGAUCGAGAAAUUCAUCGAAAAGAAUCGGCUCCCACACCUCCUCUUCUACGGACCUCCCGGGACAGGAAAGACAUCCACAAUCUUGGCGAUGGCGAGGAAAAUUUAUGGACCGAACUACCGGAAUAAUGUACUGGAACUGAAUGCAUCGGACGACCGCGGCAUCGAUGUAGUGAGGGAGCAAAUCAAGAGCUUCGCGAGCACGAAGAACGUCUUCAGCAACCAAGGCGGUUUCAAGCUCAUUGUCCUCGAUGAGGCGGAUGCUAUGACGACUGCCGCCCAAGGCGCGCUCCGGCGAGUCAUCGAGCAGUACACGCGCAACGUCCGCUUCACCAUCAUCUGCAACUACGUCAACAAGAUAAUUCCCGCUAUCCAGUCGCGGUGUACACGCUUCCGUUUCAACCCGUUGGAGCUUGACCAGGUUGAAGGAAGACUGCAGCAUGUCAUCGAUAGCGAAGGGUGCAACUUGACGCAGGAUGGGAAGGAGGCCCUCAUUAAGCUUUCUCGCGGAGAUAUGCGAAGGGCGCUCAAUGUUUUGCAGGCUUGUCAUGCCGCGUAUGACCGCAUAGAUGAGACAGCCGUGUACAAUUGUACGGGCAAUCCUCACCCGGCUGAUGUCGAAAAGAUUGUUGACACAAUGAUGAAUGCCGAAUUCACCACGGCGCACAAACACGUUUCGGAGCUCAAGGUGUCGAAAGGGAUGGCGCUAGCCGACAUGGUCAACGGCAUCUAUGACAUCAUCUCGACAUACAAGUUGCCACCGCAGACAAGAAUCUACCUCCUAGAUCAGCUCGCCCAAAUCGAACAUCGGCUGAGCACUGGCGGGUCGGAAAAGAUCCAAAUGUCGGCUCUAUUGGGCGCAGUCAAGAUUGCGAUGCAGCUUUCGCAAAACAAGGCCUAGUGUCACCUUUCUCCCUUCCCUUGCAUCGACAGCCGACAACCGAAAAUGAACUUUGUUCAUGAACUGAUCUAAACAUCGAAACCACGCUUUGAAAGAGAAAGAGAAAUGAUUGAGAGGUCAAAAGCGUC
This is a messenger RNA of Acaromyces ingoldii, 1243 nucleotides long. RefSeq names its product putative RFC3-DNA replication factor C, 40 kDa subunit. Gene Ontology annotation, cellular component: Elg1 RFC-like complex; DNA replication factor C complex; Ctf18 RFC-like complex. Bases 33 to 1115 code for a protein of 360 amino acids. Gene Ontology annotation, molecular function: DNA binding; DNA clamp loader activity; ATP binding. Lineage: Eukaryota; Fungi; Basidiomycota; Exobasidiomycetes; Exobasidiales; Cryptobasidiaceae. The transcript has 9 exons. The record is from RefSeq and is a predicted model, not a curated record. Gene Ontology annotation, biological process: DNA repair; DNA-templated DNA replication.